CGGGGCUUUCCGUCGUCAGGAAACGUGACGUAACUUUUAUUUUGGAAAACGACUCGAGCCAGAGGUGAGAGAAGAAUGGAGCAAAGCGUUGAAGAUUACAAGCUGAUAUUCGAGAAGGAGGGGGUGUAUCUCCACACAAAUGCCAAGAGGAGUAAUCAGGAAAACACAAUCCCAGGAUUCAUCCGCAUCGUAGAGCGGGUUGGGGUGCCUGCAUUAGAGUGGAGCCCGCUGGAGGAUGAGGGUCGCACUGCCCCUGCUGUUCUCUACACCAAAAAGGAUGGAGAAGGAGGGGAGGAGGAUACAAACUUUGACCCGGGGUAUGAGCCUGAUUGGGCUGUUAUCAGCACGGUGAAGAAAGAUCGGGAGCAAGUCCCGGUCAGAGACUCAGGUCAGUGGUCGUUCUCUCUGCCGCUCUCAGAGUUGUACUCCCUCCGAAGGGCUCGCUUCUCGUUGGGUCGAAACUUCCUGGUGCUGACGAGUCGAGGUGGGGACCCGCUGCCCCCGCUGCACUUCCACAGAGGAGGAACCAGGGAGCUGUUCAGGGCGCUGCAGUACUACAUCAUCCUGGACCAGUCUCCGGUUGACGGGCGGCUCUUUCUGGCCUAUCCUCAAGACUCGGGCGCUCUCUCGCAGUCCUUCGACAAACUGCAGCUCCUCGACGAUGGAGGCUCGGAUCUUGUUUUGAGAUUCAUCCAGGACCCGUACGCCACCACAUUUGGCGGAUUCUCAAAAGUCACCAACUUCUUCAAGGCUGCACUUCGACCUCCAGAUUCCCAUAACCCCUCUCGUACCACUCAGGAUCCCAGUUUGCCCCCCCAGUCCGAUGACGAGCCAGGCUUCGAACUCAUCACAUGUGGGGUAGAGCUCGGUCCCAGACCACGUGUAACCCGGGGGCGACCUCUGGAUAAGUGGGAGGAGUUUCUGGACCCAGAGGGGCGAGUGAAGAACCCAGAGAGGAUCAAAGAAAUGGUGUUCAGAGGGGGCAUCACGCCGUCCCUGAGGAAGGAGGCUUGGAAGUUCCUGCUUGGCUUUUAUCCGUGGAACAGCACCACGAAGGAGAGAGAGGACAUCCUGCGGCUCAAAACGGACGAGUACUUCAGGAUGAAGGUGCAGUGGAAGUCAGUGAGUGAAGAGCAGGAGAUGAGGAACUCCCUCCUCAGAGGAUACAGAAGCCUGAUUGAGCGAGACGUCAGCAGGACGGACAGAAACAACACGUUCUUCUCUGGGAACGACAAUCCAGGACUGACUCUGCUGCACGACGUGCUGAUGACGUACUGCAUGUACAACUUUGAUCUUGGUUACGUCCAGGGGAUGAGCGAUCUCCUCUCUCCCCUCCUCUUCGUCACCCAGAAUGAGGUGGAGUCCUUCUGGUGUCUGACAGGCUUCAUGGAGCUGGUGCACCAGAACUUCGAGGAGUCUCAGGAGGCCAUGAAGCAGCAGCUCCUGCAGCUCACUAUCCUGCUGAAGGCUCUGGACCCCGAGCUGUACGACUUCCUGGACUCUCAGGACAGCGGCUCCCUCUGCUUCUGUUUCCGCUGGCUGCUCAUCUGGUUCAAGAGAGAGUUCUCCUUCGAGGACAUCCUCACCUUGUGGGAGGUCCUCUGGAGUCGACUCCCGUGUGACAACUUCCACCUGCUGAUCGCCUGCUCCAUCCUGCAGUCCCAGAGAGGAGAGCUGAUUGGCUCUGACCACGACUUUAACACUAUCCUGAAGCACAUUAACGAGUUGACCAUGAAGUUGGACCUGCAGACUGUUCUGGUGGGAGCCGAGGCGAUUUACCUCCAGCUGAUUCAGUGCAAGGAGCUUCCCCUGAAGGUGCAGCAGGUUCUGGGUCUCUACGUCCCGUCCAGCUCAGAGGAGGACAGUCCCGCCUCCCAGGGCAGCGAGACGGCGCGCCUCCUCAGCAGCCAAUCAGAGGCAUGCGCUGCUUCUUGUAGCUCAGCACGCGUCCCUACCUAUCCUUAAAAGCAGCAGGCUGGCUGGUGAACUGACACAAACGAUUGGAAAGUAUUUAUAUAUGAAGACAAUAAAUGCAUUUGAUCAAAUGAGAAAGUGACUGUCUGUGGAAAACUGUUGUUACUGUUUGUCAACAGCAGGGGGCGUUGAGGGUUUUUUUUUUUUUCCUUUUCUUUAAAUGUACCCAUGAAUGUUACCGAACACUAUGACAGCGUGCAGUGCUCUGUGUCUUUCAUUAUGUUGUCCUCUGUGUUCACAUGUCUCUGAUGAAGAUGACUGCCAUUCUCUCUGCUCUCCUUCCUCCUACUCAUGCUGCUCUUUUACCUUCUUCUCACACAUUAUUUAAUCAUAGCUGCUUGUCCUUUUUGUCACGACGUACUUUGGUUGAGAUGUCCCUGGCGCUCCCCCCCUCUCUCCAUUGUACCUGCAAAGGGAAGAAAUUAAGGAUGAACUCUCCUUGUUAGUACUGUAUGAUGCCAUUCCAGCUCUAUGCAAAGUUUUUGCAUGCCUUAUAGUUUUCAUGAGUGGCGUUACAUUUUAAGCCUUGUAAUUAUCUGUAUUAUGACUUAACGUUUUCAUCCUCUCAUUAUUACGUAAUAAAAGGUUGAAUCUAAA
Labrus mixtus (cuckoo wrasse) is the source of this 2571-nucleotide messenger RNA. It is a transcript of the gene tbc1d17, whose product is annotated as TBC1 domain family, member 17. Bases 76 to 1965 code for a protein of 629 amino acids. Gene Ontology annotation, molecular function: GTPase activator activity. Lineage: Eukaryota; Metazoa; Chordata; Actinopteri; Labriformes; Labridae. Gene Ontology annotation, biological process: activation of GTPase activity. The record is from RefSeq and is a predicted model, not a curated record. The transcript has 17 exons.